UUGAAGUUCCUACUCAUUUCGCAUAUCAGUUCGGAAUAAUUCUAGCGUUGAAACUGUACCUAAAUAUAUUUACUAUAUUAUGUUCACCAUAAUAAAAGGAAUGUAAAUAACAAUAGAGACAUGCCGGUUGAUAGAAACUUGUAAAUAAUUUUAAUUAAAAAGACAAAAUUAAUUAUAAAAAUGAACAAACAAACUACGGUAUUAUAUCUAGUACUUAAUGUAUUUUUUUCGAUACUAAUAGUCUUGUUAAACAAAUGGGUGUACUAUAACAUUGGUUUUCCAAACAUAACUCUGUCAAUGAUACACUUUAUAGUGACAUUUAUUGGGUUGAUAAUAUGUGAAAAAUUUGAUGUAUUUUGUAUAAAAGAUGUUGCUGUUAAAGAAAUGUUAUUUAUUGCGAUGACCUUUUGCGGUUUCGUCGUGCUGACAAAUUUGAGUUUGGCCCACAAUACAGUUGGGACUUAUCAGAUUGCUAAAAUGUUGACAACUCCAUGUGUCAUUAUCAUACAAAUGUCAUUUUAUAACAAACACUUUGGUCUCCCAGUUAAAUUAACACUUAUUCCAAUUGUAUUGGGAGUAAUUAUUAAUUUUUAUUACGAUAUACAAUUUAAUAUUCUAGGAACUAUUUAUGCGACUCUUGGAGUACUUGUGACAUCGCUUUAUCAAGUGUGGAUCAAUCAAAAACAAAAAGAACUACAAAUGGACCCUAUGCAACUUUUGUAUUAUCAAGCUCCUUUAUCUGCUUUUAUGCUCUUAUUUAUUGUACCUAUUGUUGAACCUAUUGGUAGUACCUUGAGCCACAAUUGGUCUAUUUUUGAUAUCGUCAUGGUUCUGUUUUCUAGUGUCGUAGCAUUUUUUGUUAAUCUUACGUCUUAUUGGAUCAUUGGAAAAACAUCGCCCUUAACAUACAAUAUGGUUGGACAUUGUAAAUUUUGUUUAUUAUUAUUAGGUGGUUCAAUUGUAUUUAAAGAAUCUCUAGCGUUAAAUCAAGCUAUUGGAAUUACAUUAACUUUGGGAGGAAUUAUUUCUUAUACUCAUGUGAAGGCAAGUUUAAACAAACAAUUCAUAAAUUAAUGAAAGACAAUCAAUUGACUGCAGAGUCACAAAUUGAAGAAGGAAAGCCUUUUGUGCAUAAAAUAUAAUCAUAAUCAAACUAAAUAUCCUGUUUCAUAAUAAUAUUACCUUGAAAUUGUAUGUGAAAGCUCGAUGAUUUUAUCGUAAAAGUUACUGAUUAUUUGAUAUAUCAGUGAUUAAUUAAUACACGAUAUCAAAAUGAAUAUUUAUUUAUAUUAUUGGCUUAAACGUCAGUAAAUAUUUAUUUUCA
Molecule: messenger RNA, 1324 nt
Organism: Cotesia glomerata
Lineage: Eukaryota; Metazoa; Arthropoda; Insecta; Hymenoptera; Braconidae
Product: solute carrier family 35 member E3-like
Exons: 5
Coding region: 181-1074 (297 amino acids)
Cellular component (GO): Golgi apparatus
Molecular function (GO): antiporter activity; nucleotide-sugar transmembrane transporter activity
Source: RefSeq, a predicted model, not a curated record